Molecule: messenger RNA, 1173 nt
Organism: Gastrolobium bilobum
Lineage: Eukaryota; Viridiplantae; Streptophyta; Magnoliopsida; Fabales; Fabaceae
Exons: 1
Coding region: 1-1173 (390 amino acids)
Source: RefSeq, a predicted model, not a curated record
AUGCAUUUGCCCCCUGGCUAUUCUUCUACUCAACCUUCUCUUCCACCUAAUGUUGUUUGUCACCUCCAUAAGUCCUUGUAUGGACUUCGACAAGCAUCACGACAAUGGUUUGCAAAGUUUUCCAAUACAUCGAAUUUACUUGGUUUUAAUCAGUCACAAUCUGACCAUUCUUUAUUUGUGCGUUCUUCUGGAUCAUGCUUCAUUGCUGUAUUGGUAUAUGUGGAUGAUAUAAUUGUUGCAUCUAACAAUUCUCUUGAAGUACAGUUUCUUAUUGAUGAUCUUCACAACAAAUUCAAGCUCAAGAAUCUUGGUCCCUUAUGUUAUUUCCUUGGCCUUGAGGUAGCUCGUUCUGCCAAAGGUAUCUCUGUUUGUCAGCAUCAUUAUGCAUUGGAUAUUAUUAAAGAUUCUGGACUUUCUGGUUGCAAACCCCGCAGCACCCCCUUUGAAGUUGGACUUAAGCUCUCUGCUUCUGAUAGAGGUCUUCUCCCUCAUCCUUCCAUGUACCGUCGCUUAAUUGGACGUUUAAUUUACUUGGCAAUCACUAGACCAGACAUCUGCUACACUGUUAAUUUUCUCAGCCAAUUCAUGGCUGCUCCACGGCUUCCUCAUCUUCAAGCAGCCCACAAAUUGCUUGGCUAUAUCAAGCACACCAUUGGUCAAGGAAUUUUUUACUCCUCUUCUUCUACUGUUCAACUUAAUGUUUUUUGUGACUCUGAUUGGGCUUCUUGUAUUGAUAGUCGCCGGUCCAUUUCUGGUUUUUGUGUAUUCAUUGGGGAUUCAGUUAUAUCUUGGAAAUCCAAGAAACAAAACACUGUUUCCAGAUCCUCCACAGAAGCAGAGUAUAGGUCUAUGGCUCUUGUAACAUGCGAACUCCUCUGGCUGUUUUCUCUUUUAAAAGAUCUCAAAGUUCUACAUUCUGGUCCUGCUCAUCUAUUCUGUGACAAUCAAUCUGCUCUUCAUCUUGCUGCUAAUCCUGUUUUUCAUGAGCGCACAAAACAUAUCGAGAUAGAUUGUCAUCUUGUUCGUGAACAUAUCAUCAAAGGGCAUCUGAAAACAUUUCAUGUACCUUCCUCAAAGCAACUUGCGGAUAUUCUCACAAAGCCUUUGCUUCCUUCCAAGUUUGCAAUUCUGAUAUCCAAGAUGGGAAUUCUGAAUCUCUACUCUCCAUCUUGA